This is a messenger RNA of Eruca vesicaria subsp. sativa (arugula), 948 nucleotides long. NCBI's taxonomy places the organism in Eukaryota, Viridiplantae, Streptophyta, Magnoliopsida, Brassicales, Brassicaceae. The record is from the annotation of a GenBank genome assembly.
AUGAAGGCGUACAGAGGAGAAGACGGUAGGGUUCUCAUGUUUCGUCCAGAGCUAAAUGCGAUGCGUAUGAAGACUGGAGCUGAGAGAAUGUGUAUGCAUUCUCCUUCUGUUCAGCAGUUUAUGGAAGGUGUCAAGCAGACCGUUCUUGCAAACAUACGUUGGGUUCCUCCUCAAGGAAAAGGCUCCUUGUAUCUAAGACCGUUGUUGUUUGGUAGUGGAGCAAGCUUGGGUGUGUCUGCAGCAUCAGAGUACACUUUUCUUGUGUUUGGCUCUCCUGUUCAAAACUAUUUUAAGGAAGGCACAGCAGCGUUGAACCUCUACGUUGAGGAGGUGGUUCCACGAGCGUAUCUUGGAGGAACUGGUGCCGUUAAGGCCAUUUCUAAUUACGGUCCAGUGCUUGACGUGAUGAGAAGAGCGAAAGCGAGAGGGUUUUCGGAUGUUUUAUAUCUUGAUGCAGAAACAAAGAAGAACAUAGAAGAAGUUUCUGCUGCUAAUAUAUUCCUUGUGAAGGGGAAUACAAUAGUGACUCCAGCUACAAAUGGGACGAUACUGAGAGGGAUCACACGAGAGAGUGUUAUCGAAAUUGCACUUGAUCUUGGUUAUAAGGUGGAAGAAAGAGUAGUUCCGGUAGAUGAACUGAAGGAAGCAGAAGAAGUUUUCUGCACUGGAACUGCCGCUGGAAUUGCUUCUGUUGGAAGCAUCACGUUUCAAAACAUAAGGACUGAGUACAAAUUGGGAGAUGGGCUAGUUACACAGCAACUUCAGUCUAUUCUUGUCGGAAUACAAACUGGUUCUAUCCAAGACACUAAGAACUGGGUUGUUGAGAUUGACUAAUUUGAGAGAAAAAAAAACUAUACUAUUAUGUUGCACUCUUUUGAUGUAUCAAAAGAUUUGUAACUUGAAAAUGGGUUUUGUCCAAUGGUCGUUUGUAAUAUAAAUUUAUUCAGA